Messenger RNA from Leguminivora glycinivorella, 2402 nucleotides. RefSeq names its product RNA-binding protein 45-like. Gene Ontology annotation, molecular function: RNA binding; GTP binding. Bases 150 to 2231 code for a protein of 693 amino acids. The record is from RefSeq and is a predicted model, not a curated record. Lineage: Eukaryota; Metazoa; Arthropoda; Insecta; Lepidoptera; Tortricidae. The transcript has 2 exons.
UCAACGCUUACGCUUCUAUUCUAUGAUCAAUUUUAUUCGCUUCGUAAUUUAUUUUGUGGUUGAAAUAGAAUUCAAAAACUUUUAGCAUUGUUACAUUUAUCCUCUUCGUGUAUAAGCACAGCGUGUUCUUCGAAACAAGGAUAUAAAACAUGAUACCAACGCACAUACUGUCAAGAAUAUGUCGAACACAUCAUUUACUCAGAAGAUUCAACCACGCCAAAACAUCCACAGGGGACGAAAAGCAAGAAAGAGAUUUCAAAAGCCUUUUCGAAAAACAUAAAGACAAAAUCACGUUCAACUCCUACUUGGAACAAGACAAGUUAGAAAUGGGAUACUUUAGGUAUUAUAUAAGGAAUGUUAAGAAGGCAAAAGAAAAACAAGAUCAAGAAUAUCAGCAAAAGAGUCUACCGCCCCUGCCUGUUGCUUUAAAGUAUUUUGUCAAAGAGGAACAAUUGUUGAAGAACGAUGAAAAUGUAAUCACAGAAGAACCAGAAAAAGCUUUUCAGUUGCCUUUUGCUAAUACUGCAAAAAUCGAUAAAGCUAUUGCAAAAGAAUCCAACGAAAUUGAUGGUGAAGAAAAAGCUGACGUUAAUAAAUGGAUGACGAAUUAUGAGUACUUUGACGAUAGUCAACUCGAAGAAGAUACUAUAGAUAAUCAGUGGAGCCAUAACUAUGGAACUCCUGAUCCUAACGCGAGGGUUAGUAUGACUCAAUGCGGAGGCUGCGGCGCUUUACUACAUUGCAAUGAUCCGGCUAUACCAGGAUACUUACCAAGUGAAAUCUUCAAGCAAAGAAAAGACACUGAGCUUAAGACUUUGGAAUGCCAGCGUUGUCAUUUUCUUAAAGAAUACAAUAUUGCACUAGACGUGACUGUAGAACCAGAAGAAUACGAAAAAUUAUUGGAAUCUAUCAGACACAGGAAAUCUUUAGUGGUGCUCAUGGUAGACUUGCUCGAUUUUCCAUGCUCGAUAUGGCCUGGUAUUGUUGAUAUUAUAGGUACCGACCGUCCGAUUAUUAUAGUGGGAAACAAAGUUGAUUUAAUACCGGCCGAUAGCGUAGGUUACUUGCAAAGGAUCAAGGACUCUUUAAUGCAAGAAAUAAGCAAGACUAAACUAGGCGAGGCUAAUAUAAAGUAUGUGUCUCUCAUUUCAGCUAAAACAGGAUACGGUGUUGAAGAUUUAAUAUCAGCCAUGUUCAAAACAUGGCUUUAUAAAGGCGACGUAUUUUUAGUUGGAUGCACAAAUGUUGGGAAAAGUUCACUGUUCAAUGCUUUACUACAAUCAGACUACUGUAAAGUUCAUGCAGUAGAUAUAAUCAAAAGAGCUACUGUUAGCAGAUGGCCCGGGACGACCUUGAAUCUGCUUAAAUUCCCUAUUAACAGACCGUCUGGGUGGAAAAUGUAUGAGCGAGCGAAUCGGUUAAGAUCGCAGUCCAAACUCAUGAAGAUAGAAAAGGAGAUAAGAAAGGCACAGUUGGAGGAGCAGACGAUACGCGAGAUGCCAUCUUUGAUCGGCCAUAUUGGUAGAACGUUUUCAGAUCCAUUGGACUUCGAAGACGGCGCAGAAGAAAGUAUAGCUGAUAAAAAGCGAAGGAUGAUGGUUUUAGACGAGAAAGACAAAUUAUUCGUCAACAGCAGAUGGUUUUAUGAUACACCAGGAGUAGUACACCCAGAUCAAGCACUCUCGCUCCUAACUACAGAAGAGUUAUUGGCCACCAUACCUAAAAGAUUGAUAAGACCGCAGACUUAUUAUUUGCACAAAGGUUCCACUAUUUUCGUGGCCGGACUUGCGAAAUUGGACCUCACAGAUUGCGAGAACCCGUGUCGCUUUACAAUCUUCUGUUCAGAACAACUGCCUAUCACUGUUACGAAAACUGAAGACGCUGACGAGGUGUAUAAUACGUUUUUGGGUACGGAGUUACUCGCGGUACCAUCUGGAGGGACUGAAAGAUUAAAUAAUUGGCCAAACAUGGAGAGAAAAGUUCUAGAGUUUACAGGAGAAGGUCCUAAAAUGUGUUGUGGUGAUAUAGUAUUAUCGUCCAUAGCCUGGGUGUCUGUAAUUGCAAAAAAGGGUGACACAUGCCUAGCAACGGCAUGGACACCUGAAGGCAAAGGUAUAUAUAGGCGAUAUCCUUCAUUACUGCCAUACUCAAUAAACCUGAAAGGUAAAAGAUUGAGAGAUACGCCGGCAUACAUGAUAGGGAAAAUAUAUUCAGAUAAAGAUGAUGUAUAAAAUGGCUAGAUUUAUUAAAUUUGAAAGGUGAAGAAAUCGAAAUCUAAUGACAAACAUGUACUUUUACUCAUGAACAAUAAAAUUGUGAGUAAUGGUAGUAUACCAAAAAGGUAAUUAAUGUAAUUAUUUGUAAAGAAUAAGAGCUGUUGUCAAAUAAAUAAAUCAAAUGUU